Molecule: messenger RNA, 3222 nt
Organism: Penicillium canariense
Lineage: Eukaryota; Fungi; Ascomycota; Eurotiomycetes; Eurotiales; Aspergillaceae
Product: putative potassium/sodium P-type ATPase
Exons: 5
Coding region: 1-3222 (1073 amino acids)
Biological process (GO): intracellular calcium ion homeostasis; calcium ion transmembrane transport
Cellular component (GO): plasma membrane
Molecular function (GO): ATP binding; P-type calcium transporter activity; ATP hydrolysis activity
Source: RefSeq, a predicted model, not a curated record
AUGGGCAUAGAGACGUCUCCCGAUGUCGAGGAAUCGACGGAGCCUCCUAUAUGUGGCUUGAAGGAGCACACUUCAAAUCCACAUGCAAUUGCGGCCCUAAGCUUUGAGCCUUGCGAUACCAAUGAAAAGCCUACGUCGGCACCGGCCAGUCAUAGUCUGCCUGCUGGCGCUGACCUGAAAUCAUCAUCCGACGCAUUGCAAAGCCUCGACGGCCAAGUCAGAAAUACCCAUCUUCUAGAGCCAUCUGAUAUCGCCGGGCUCCUUCAAACCGACCUACACAAUGGGCUUUCUAGUGUUGAGGCCGACGAGCGCCUCAAGAAGGAUGGUCCGAAUGCGGUCCGCGAAAUUAAGGGCAUCUCCGUCUGGGGGAUACUGCUAAGACAGGUGUCCAACAGUUUGACCAUAGUUCUUCUGAUCACCAUGGCACUGUCCUUUGGAAUCGAUGAUUACAUUGAAGGUGGAGUCAUCACCGCUGUCAUUCUCCUGAACAUUAUCGUGGGCUUUUUCCAAGACUAUCGAGCCGAGAAAACCAUCAUGUCGCUGCACCGUCUCUCCGCACCGAUAUGUAAGGUCAUACGAGACGGCCGAGUGGCUUCUGUCAAGGCCGAAACGGUGGUGGUUGGAGAUAUUGUUCAAUUGGCUGUCGGAGAUAUCGUACCUGCGGAUCUGCGACUCUUUGAAGGCAUGAAUGCUUCAAUGGACGAAGCACUUCUGACAGGCGAGUCCCUGCCGGUUCUCAAAACACCACACGCCACGUUGGAAUUGUCGAAUAUUCCUAUUGGUGACCGCACAAACAUGGCAUAUUCCGGGUGCAGCACCACUCAGGGCCGCGCAACAGGAAUAGUGGUUGCGACUGGGAUGGACACGGAGGUAGGGAAGAUUGCCCAGUUGCUUCAAAUGCAAGCUGCCACCGGUGAUGCAGGUUCUCUUACCCGGGCAUUUUGGCGGAUCAAGUCUUCCAUUGCGAAGAUCUUGGGUCUUGUCGGCACGCCGUUACAAGUCAAGCUCAGCAAGUUUGCGCUUCUGCUCUUUGCGCUCGCUAUUCUUCUGGCCAUCAUUGUGUUUUCCGUCAAUCUGUGGGAUGUCCAAGGCGAGGUCUUGAUUUACGGCAUUUGUGUCGCUGUGGCUGUGAUUCCAGAAUCUUUGAUUGCAGUGCUUACUAUCACGAUUUCAGUGGGUACGAAGGCCAUGGCCAAGGGCAAUGUCAUUGUCCGAAAGCUCCAAUGCUUAGAGGCAGUCGGUGGUGUCACAAAUAUCUGCUCAGAUAAGACGGGCACUUUGACCCAGGGGAAGAUGAUUGCCCGCUGUGCCUGGAUCCCGGGUGCUGGAACCUUGUCGAUACACCAGACAACCGAUCCAUAUGACCCGACAAGUGGUGUAGUUCAGCUGGAUGAGAUCGAUUGGAACGCAGAUUGCCCCAUUGAGAAACACCCUGCCUUGCAUACUUUUCUCUCCGCCAUUGCACUUUGCAAUGUAUCAGUUGUGCAUCACGACCGCAACAUUUGGAGUGCGGUUGGGGAACCAACGGAAAUCGCCCUCCAUGUCCUUGCCACACGAUUCAACUUUGGAAAGAGCGCCGUCGUCAACCGACGUGGAAUUCGGCUAUAUACCGAGUAUCCCUUCGACUCGGUUAUCAAGAAGAUGACAGUCGUCUACCGCAAUACCGAGGAGAUGGUCAACGAAACAUAUGCCAAAGGUGCCCCGGAAGCUAUCAUACCAUCUCUGUCAAUCUCGGAAGAUAAACAGCGCGUCAUUCAAGAAACGGCAGAGAGGAUGGCGGGCGAAGGCCUCCGCGUUCUCUGUAUAGCCUACAAAAAGUCGCCAAUCGACGAUGAAAAGGAAGUUGCUCCACGAGAGGCUGCUGAAUCCAAUCUUCAAUUCGGAGGUCUGGUUGGGCUUUAUGACCCUCCCAGGGUCGAGACGGCCACAGCAGUCCGCAAAUGUCAGAUGGCGGGCAUUACUGUGCACAUGCUGACGGGCGAUCAUAUCAAGACUGCCACGGCAAUCGCCUCUGAGGUUGGAAUCCUUGAUCGGGUCGCUGCUAUCGCAAAAUCGAAACAUUUGGUCAUGGCGGCAGACGAGUUCGACAAGCUGACGGACGAUGAAAUUGACGCAAUUGAAGAAUUGCCCCUCGUAAUCGCCCGUUGCAGUCCGGCGACGAAGGUCCGCAUGGUCGAAGCCAUGCACCGUCGUCAAGCUUUUUGCGUCAUGACUGGCGAUGGAGUCAAUGACUCCCCUGCGCUCAAGAGAGCCGACGUCGGUAUUGCCAUGGGCAAGAACGGCAGCGACGUGGCCAAAGAGGCUGCAGACAUGGUCCUCACGGAUGACAACUUUUCAUCUAUCGUCAAGGCAGUCGAAGAGGGAAGGAGAUUAUUUGACAAUAUUCAGAAGUUUCUCAUGCAUUUGCUCGUCUCAAACAUUGCUCAAGUCAUCCUGCUACUCAUCGCCCUUGCAUUCAAAGAUGUGGGAGGAGAUUCUGUUUUUCCUCUUUCUCCACUGGAGAUUUUGUGGGCGAACCUGGUCACCUCGUCGUUCUUGGCCGUGGGACUUGGUCUUGAGGAGGCUCAGCCGGAUCUCAUGUACCGUCCGCCACAUGAUCUGCGUGUCGGAGUAUUCACGCGGGAACUGAUCGUCGAUAAAAUGAUAUAUGGGACCUUCAUGGGAUCCCUCUGCUUAGUUGCAUUUGUGUGUGUCAUUUAUGCCGCAGGCACUGGCACAUCGGAUUUAGGUGAUGGAUGCAAUCAAGGACACAACCCGACCUGCGACGCAGUUUUCCGAGCACGCGCCACGACUUAUGCCACUCUGACCUUUCUUCUGCUGGUGACCGCCUGGGAAGUCAAACAUUUCUCGCGGUCCCUAUUCAACAUGGACCCGGUCCGGUUCCCCCAGCGACUUUCUAUCUUUCCCACGCUCUGGCAAAAUCGCUUUCUGUUCUGGGCUGUGGUGGCUGGGUUUGUAGUGACGUUUCCUGUGAUCUACCUGCCAGUUGUAAACCAGCUCGUCUUCAAGCAUCACUCCAUUACCUGGGAAUGGGGGAUUGUCUUUGGUUGCACGGCUACAUACCUAUUGUGUGUGGAGAGCUGGAAAGCAGUCAAGCGAGCAUUUGGUAUUGGAAGUGGUAAGAAUGCCAUUCUCACUUUGGAAGAUGCAGAGGCUCGGGCUGGUUUGAACAGCCCAUCACCACUCUCGAUGAGUGCCAACACAAGUGUGGAAAUGAAAUGA